AGACUAGGCCAGUGGUAGCCUCGAUCCCAGGCCGCACUUCAUCCAAGGCCUGUUGAAGGAGCCAGGUUGGUACAUGGCCACUCGAUCACAGGUACUAGGAGGUGGGGCUGUUGCUGUGUUGAGUGGACAUGAGAGUGUGUUUCAGUUUGCUAUUGCCUAGACAAUGCAAGCUCUUCGCUCCAUAUUUAGUCUAGCACCAGCUGAACAACAAACCGGAACAAAUGCUCCUGUUGAACCACCACCUUGUUUUCUACCAUUCUACGCUGAAUCUGAUGGACGCCAUUACUAUUGGAGGGGAUUUGGUGCAGAGCUGGGCACUAACAUGAUUGCUGUGUAUGACUCAGGAACUGAGCUGUGGAGCUUCUUGCCCACCACUGGACCUCUACCCCCUGGAGAGUGGGAUGGUCGCUCUGUUUGUGUAGGUCGUUACCUGUACGCCUUUGGUGGUUGUGAUGGGUCUUCUUACGUCAAUGACACGUACAAGCUUAAUCUUGACACUCUCCAGUGGACCAAAGUUCAAUCCACUGGUAGUCAGCCUAUUAAAAAGAUUGACUGUGGACUUGUCAGCGUGGAUGAGAGAACUCUGUGCUGCUUUGGAGGACUCGGUAUUGGCCCCACACAACCAGGAUCAACAUUCACCAGGGACACACAAUACACUGAUGGAAGUGGAUGGACAAAUGAGUUCCAUCUCUUUGAUGUGCAAAAUGGUGUCUGGUCGUCACGUGAGCUCAAAGGAGAGAGACCUCCUCCCUGUGAUAGCUUCACGUUCACCAAGUUGGACCAGCACAGGGCAGUCCUCUUUGGAGGGAGACAACCAAACCAUAGGGUUAAUGAUGUCUAUGUGUUUGACUUCAGGAACAUGGAGGUCACUAAGGUGAAGCCAAUACAGGGAGAGCCAUGGCCAGUGGGGAGGUCAUCCCAUGCUGCCUGCUGUCUCAACUAUGGCCAGGACCACCCUCAACUACUGGUGUAUGGAGGAGUAGAUAACGACGUCAAAGCACUGCGGGACAUGUGGAUACUUAAUGUUGACAUUGGCAAGUGGACAGAGGUGACACCUCUUGGGUCAGUGAAACCACGUGUUUUCCACUCCACCACUGCCACCAGUCUGGGACCAGGACUCACUGAGUUCCUUAUUUUUGGAGGCCGUCGGAACUGGCUGGGUGAUAAUAUUACAGAGACAACCAUACUAAGAUUCGAGUUAACUGGACACGUACACUCAGUAUCUGGUACUGGACCCUCGGCUGAGAAAUGGGCUCUCGUAGAUGUGGCCCACAACGACACUAGAGGCUCCAACCAACAACUGAGUGACAAGAGGAUAAAGAUCAGACAAGCAACUGCUCGUGCCUCAUCAGUCAGUGAAACCAGCGACCACUCCUCCCAAGACCAGGUGAGGGCUCUUGAACAACAGCUACGAGCAGCAGAGCAGAGAGAGCAGGACACCCAACGUUGCUGUGAACAACUGUUACAAGAGAAGGAUCGGGAAAUGGCUGCUCAAGGUCGAGAAUUGACAGCUCUCAGGAGGGAGUUAGAAGGCAAGACGAAAGAGUUGGCAGCACACAGCACAGAGGUGUGGAGGAUUCCGUCAAUCAGAGUGAACAUGAUGAGAACGAUUGGCACUGGAGGAUGGGGGGAGGUGCUGGAAGGAACAGUGAGGGUGGCCGUCAAGCGACUUUUUGCUGCCAUUGUCAACCCACGCAAUCUGGAGAAAUUCCAGAGAGAAAUGAUGCUCUUGGCUGAAGUACGACACCCCAACCUGGUGCAGUUCAUUGGGGCAGUGUUUGACCAAUCCCCUCCUCUCAUCAUCACCGAGCUUCUGGACAUGAAUCUCCAACAAGCGUACGAGACGAAUCAACUGGUACCAGGAAACCAUAUAUCGAUUUUCGUGGACAUUGUCCUAGCACUGGACUACCUGCAUCAGCGCUACGAUCCCAUCAUCCACCGUGAUGUGAGUGCUCCCAACGUCCUCCUCCAGCGAAUGCCCAACCACCAGUGGAAGGGGAAGGUCUCUGACCUCGGCUCAGCCAACUUCCUGCAGCAUGCUCAUACGAUGGGAGAGGGGGCUAUAAUCUACUCCCCUCCUGAAGUCAUCCCUCAACCAUUUGCACGACCUCCUCCACAAACGGUUAAGAUUGACGUGUACAGCUACGGCAUUGUGUUGGCUGAAGUGACUGCUAGUCGAUUUCCGAGUCAAGAAAAUUUCCCUGAGAUGUUUGAGCGAAUUAAGAGAGAGCGCCCUGCAGUGUACGAACUAAUUGUCCGCUGCACUAAGAGAGACCCCAGUGAUCGACCCAGUAUGGCUGAGGUGCUCGUGGAACUGAACAAAAUAGCACCUUUUUAAUUUACUAUAAUUAUAUAUAUAAUCAGUAAAAAUUAUACAUGUACAUGAUGUAAAGAAUAAAUAUCAUGUACUCUUUUUUUGCGAUUCUACGAGUUAAUUGCAUUUCAAUCGUUGUAUAAUUAUAAUUAU
This is a messenger RNA of Halichondria panicea, 2467 nucleotides long. RefSeq lists its product as uncharacterized. The record is from RefSeq and is a predicted model, not a curated record. Gene Ontology annotation, biological process: protein phosphorylation. The transcript is spliced from 6 exons. NCBI's taxonomy places the organism in Eukaryota, Metazoa, Porifera, Demospongiae, Suberitida, Halichondriidae. Bases 164 to 2338 code for a protein of 724 amino acids. Gene Ontology annotation, molecular function: ATP binding; protein kinase activity; protein binding.